This is a messenger RNA of Anopheles coustani, 444 nucleotides long. RefSeq lists its product as uncharacterized. The record is from RefSeq and is a predicted model, not a curated record. The transcript has 3 exons. NCBI's taxonomy places the organism in Eukaryota, Metazoa, Arthropoda, Insecta, Diptera, Culicidae. The coding region runs from base 1 to 444 and encodes 147 amino acids.
AUGUUCAGUAUCAUACGCUUUCUAAUAUACGUGACAACUUUGACCGCUCUCAGUGCAUCAACAUCCGGGAAGAGCAAGCCUCAAGGAAGUUCUCUCAACGACGAUCUGUUUCCAAUCUACCAAUGUGACGAUCGGAGCCGUGCGUGGACGAAACGCUGUUUGGUUCCGCUGACCAAUGCUCAACUAUCGCUGGAUCUUUGUGGAACCGGUGAGAAAGUCGAGCUAACGUUUGUCAAAGGUUGCGCAAAAGAGUUACAAAUCCUGGCGAAGUCUUGUCCGCAACCCGGACCUUUGUCGUCGAUGGCCAUGGAUAUGUUUGUCCACAAUCCGCCACCAGCCCGUCCUUCCGCACCAUCGUACGAAUCGCUGAACACUCCAAAAGUGCCAAAACCUAAAAUACAUCCUGAAACGGGUGAUAGUAAGAGAGAUAAGUGGUCACUUUAG